Molecule: messenger RNA, 2187 nt
Organism: Colletotrichum orchidophilum
Lineage: Eukaryota; Fungi; Ascomycota; Sordariomycetes; Glomerellales; Glomerellaceae
Product: eIF4-gamma/eIF5/eIF2-epsilon
Exons: 3
Coding region: 1-2187 (728 amino acids)
Biological process (GO): biosynthetic process
Cellular component (GO): eukaryotic translation initiation factor 2B complex
Molecular function (GO): translation initiation factor binding; translation initiation factor activity; guanyl-nucleotide exchange factor activity
Source: RefSeq, a predicted model, not a curated record
AUGUCGCAGCAAAAGGGAAAGGCUUCUGGUGCCGGCAAAGGCAAGAAGUCCGGCAAGGCUGGCGGAGAGGGCAAGCGCGAGGAUGUUCUGCAGGCCGUGCUCAUCGCCGACUCCUUUCAAGACAGGUUCGCGCCAUUUUCAGCAGAGAAGCCAAGAUGUCUUCUACCCCUUGCAAACACGCCGCUCAUCGAAUAUACCCUCGAAUUCCUCGCCAUGAACGGUGUCCAGGAGGUUUAUAUCUACUGCGGCUCCCACUCCGAACAGAUCGAGAACUACAUCAACACAUCGAGAUGGUCCCCCAUGUCCAUCCGGACCCCGUUUACGAGUCUUCAGUUCAUCCGCGUCUCCAACGCCCGCUCGAUCGGCGACUUCCUCCGUGAUCUCGACGGGCGCAGCAUCAUGGAUGGUGACUUCAUUGUGGUCCACGGCGACGUGGUCUCCAAUAUCUCACUCGACUCUGCACUCGCGGCGCACAAGGCGCGCAAGGAGGCUGCGGCGACGAAUAUCAUGACGGUAGUUCUGCGAUCAGGCGGCGCGGAGGAGCACAGGACGAAACCCAACGGAAUCAACCCCGUCUUCGUUAUCGACUCCAAGACGAAGCGCUGCCUACAAUACGACGAGACACACCCCCUCCAGAGCGAACACUACAUGAUGCUCGACUGGGCCGUGAUCGACGAGCUCUCGACCGACUUCGAGGUCCGGGCCGACCUGAUCGACGCAGGAAUCGACAUCUGCACCCCCGAGGUGCUCGCGCUGUGGUCCGAGAGCUUCGACUACGAGCUCCCGAGGAGAAAUUUUCUGCACGGCGUCUUGAAGGACUGGGAGUUGAACGGAAAGGCAAUCUACGCAGAGGUCCUCGAGGACGGAUACGCCGCGCGCGCGAGUAAUCUCCAAAUGUACGAGUCCAUCAGCAAAGACGUUCUCGGCCGCUGGACGUUCCCAUUCGUCCCCGACUGCAACAUCAUCCCCGGCCAGACGUACAAGAUGACGAGUGGUGCGGUCUGCGUCGAGGAUGGAACGGUCAUGGCGCCGGACAGCAAGAUUGCCAGGUCGAUCCUCGGCCAGGGAGCCACCGUGGGCGCCGGCAGCAAGGUAUCAGACAGCAUCAUCGGCAGACGGUGCAAGAUUGGCAGCAACGUCCGCAUCGAGAAUAGUUUCAUUUGGGACGACGCCGUCAUCGAAGAUGACGCAGUCAUCACACGCUCCAUUCUAGCAGACUCGAGCGUCGUAGGCAAGGGCUCCGUCGUCGUCGCCGGCUCGCUCCUCUCCUUCGGCGUCGUCCUCAGCAAAAACAGCAAGAUCCCCGAGGCCACCGUCCUCGCCGUCACCACACACAGCGGUCAGCCCGUCAACCCUGACAAAUCCCUCGUUGGCCCCUCGGGCAAGGGCGCCCCCUACGUCGACCCCGAAGCAGAGGACAUGGACGACGAAGACCCCUCGACCCUCCAGCGCUCCCUCAUCUACAACCUCGCCCACCUCAACCUCUCCACCUCGACCAUCUCGACCCUCUCCUCCGAUGUCGACGACGACGACUCGGACGCCGCCUCGGGAAUCACCCCCUUCUCCGCCGACUCCCGCAAUCGCGCAGACUCCUUCGUCUCGGACGACUCCCAGGGCAAGUCAGGCUUCCACCACGACGCAGUCCACGGCCUUCUCGACGCCCUCCGCGCCUCGUCGGGCGACUUUGACUCCGCAAAGUUGGAAUUCAUGGGCCUCCGCCUCGCCAACGACGCAUCAGACGUGGCCAUGCGCAAGGCCGUCGCCAUCGCCUUUGCCCGGCGCGCCGCAGAGCUUCUCGAGCCCGAGAACGGCGGCCUCGAGCCCGCCAAAGCCGCCGACUCGACCUUCAACUCUAGCAAAGGCGCCUCGAAAUUCGUCUCCGAGGUCGGCGUCGGCGGCGGCGAGGUGGAGCAGGUCGAGUUCGUACUCGCGCUGCAGCGCGCGCUGCUCGGGUGCCGGAACCUUGAGCACGCGCGCGCCGGCGUGCUGCUCGCCGCGAUGCUGCAGCAGCUGUAUGGAUUGGACGUUCUUGAGGAGGAAGGGAUCCUGGCCUGGUGGGAGGACGAGCGCGCCGAGGAGGGCGAGGGCAUGGCGGCGCUCAAGGACAAGUGUCGGGUCCUUGUUGAGUGGUUGGAGGAUGCCGAUGAGGAGGACGACGAGGAUGAUUCGGAAGAGGAUGACGACUAG